UACCAAAGAGCUGGUGGACAAAAAACCGGACUACCUGACUGAAAGGUUGGUGGAGAACGAGGAGGGGGAAAAAGUGAGCGUCGUGGGAGGGAGGGCCACCUGUGACGGCAAAUGAGUGAAGAGGAGGCUCCGAGUCAGUCCACUGUCAGUGCUGUGUGUCAUUCAGUGGGUGUUUGUGUGUUUGACAGUGUGCACUGGCGUUUAAAGUCCAGUUGGAUUAUCUUGAGCUGAAGGAAAAACGUACAUUUCCUUCUCUUCGAGGAAUUUGGACGUGAUUUCAGGUUUCUUCAGCCCUCUCUACAGCACGGUGAAAGAGGCUGCCUAUUUGCCUGCCUGCCAGUGUUUGCCUGAGUACGUAGGUGUGUGUGAGUCGUAGGGGUGAAUAUGUUUGCGUGAGCGCCUCUGCAUGCGCAUACACCCUGGUCGAAGAGUGCGUGCCCCAUGAGACGCUCGGCAGAGAUGCAGGGAGCUCGAACCUCUGCGGUGCCGCUCCUGCUGCUGAGCUGCUGUGUGUGUGCAGCAGCCGGCUACCCGUUCAGAACGCCCCUGGACCUGGAUGUGACUCCUCGCGUCACGGUCCUCUCCUCUGGUCUCCAGGGCUGCAGGCGUUUCCAGUCCUCUGCAGUCAACUACAGCACCAUGUUACUGGAGGCUGACAGUGAACGUCUCUACGUCGGGGCCCGGGGGGCUGCGUACGCUCUCAAUGCCUCUGACAUCUCAGCCAGCUCUGCUCUCACUAUUGAGUGGGAGGCCUCCCCCGACCAAAAACGUCAGUGUCUGCUCAAGGGAAAAGACAAUAAGACGGAGUGUUUUAAUCACAUCCGCUUCCUCCAGAGGUUCAAUUCGACUCAUUUCUACAUGUGUGGGACUCAUGCCUUCAGACCACUCUGUGCAUACAUAGAGGAGGAGAGGUUUGUGAUGUCAUCUCGGCCUGAAGAGGGCAAAGACAAAUGUCCCUACGGGCCAACAACGGGCUACACUGCCCUCAUCAUCGACCAGCAGAUGUAUACAGCUACCCAGUAUGAGUUUAGGAGCUUUCCAGAUAUCCGCCGCAACUCUCCGUCUCCCACACUGAAGACAGAAGAUGCCCCCACACGCUGGCUGAAUGAGGCAGACUUCGUGGGCUCUGCGCUGGUGAGGGACAGUUUGGGCAGCAGCACCGGCGAUGAUGACAAGAUCUAUUUCUUCUUCACUGAGAAGAGCCAGGAGCAGACGACAACCUACAGCCAUAGCAGGGUGGCACGAGUGGCUCGGGUUUGUAAGGGAGACAGGGGAGGCCGGUUAACUCUUCAGAAACGGUGGACGUCCUUCCUCAAGGCCAGGCUGACAUGUUCUCUGCCCGAGUACGACUUCCACUUCAACAUGCUGCGCAGUGUGUUCGCCAUGCCUGGGCGCACGCCACAGGACACACUCUUCUACGGCAUCUUUGGCCUGGAGUGGAAAAACGUGAAGGCGUCUGCGGUGUGUCGGUUUUCUCUGUCUGACAUCCAAGAGGCAUUUCAAGGACCCUACAUGGAGAACCAGGACUCCGGCUCUAAGUGGAAGGAAUACACUGGAAAGAUCCCUGACCCACGACCUGGAACGUGUAUAACUGAUGCUCUGAGGGCCAGGGGCAUAAACGUCUCCACCUCCCUGCCUGAUGAUGUGCUGGACUUUGUCAGGCGGCAUCCUCUGAUGUCCCAGCAGGUUCAACCUUCAGACAGACGCCCCCUUUUGUUCAGGAGGACCACAGAUUACACACACAUGGCUGUACAGAUGAUCCAAGGCUUAGAUGGACAAAAAUACCAUGUGUUAUACAUGGGCACAGAUGAAGGCUGGUUGCAUAAAGCUGUAGAAGUCGAGGGUCAGCUGCACAUUAUCGAGGAGCUUCAAGUCUUUGAGGAACCACAGCCUGUUAACAAUCUACUGAUAUCUGCAAAACAGAUGAGCGUGUAUGUGGGCUCUCCGUCAGGCGUGGUGCAGCUUCCACUCUCUAACUGUCGCAGAUACGCUUCCUGCUACGACUGCAUCUUCGCCAGGGACCCUCACUGCGCCUGGAACGGAGCCCAGUGUGUGGACGUAAUGGCUCAUGUAGACAGAUCCGCUUUAAUCCAGGACAUCCAGCAUGGCAGGAAGGGAUGUGAGAACACACAAGAAGACAUUGUUGUGCGGAGCCGCGCUGUGCGGGUGGGGGAUGAUGUGCUGCUGCAGUGUGAGCUCAGCUCCAAUCUGGCGACGCCUCUCUGGACUCAAGAUGGCAGCGAGCUGCAGGGCUACGGCCUCAACUCUGGCUUCAGAACCGGCACUGAUGGCCUGCUGAUCAUCGAGGCCCGGCAGGACCAGAGUGGGCUGUACACCUGCUACGCGGUUGAGAACAGUAUCAAGGUCGCCAUCAUUACCUACAACAUCACCAUCGGUCUGGACCUGCCUCCUCCCCCACCUGUUGAGCCAACUGAAGACUUUUACACCCUGCCACCCACUGAGCAUCCGUCCUCCGAGAGGCCUCUGCCGCCACCCCCAGCCCCCGUCCUCCCCCACUCAGAGCUGCUCUCCCCCAGGAACAUGGAGGCCAUGUACCUGUCCCUCAUCACCAUCCUCGGAGGCCUGUGUGUGGUCCUCACCGUGGUCCUUGUCUAUGUGGGCUACUGCCUGCGAGUGGGCCACAGAGGGAAGUACUCGUUGCGGGCCGCAGCUGCUGCCCACCCGCACAGUAAGAGGCACAACAAGAACAGAAAACAGCACAGAAACUCCUCCCAGAUGGAGCUGAAGACAAUCUCCAGCCACUGUAACGGCAACGGCGUUUGUAAUGGAGUUUCAAAGCAGCGUAACGGCGGCAUCCAGGACGGGGGCUUCCUCCAGAUCGUCCCCGGUGAGGCUUACCCAUCACCUAAUAAGGAGCCUCCUCCCCCGGCCCCUCCUCUCCCACCAACUCCCCAACAUCCCUCCCCUGAGUGUGACUUCCCCAACGGGCUCUCGGCCACGCUGCCCAGCGUCCUGAGGAGGAUGAAUGGCAACAGCUACGUGCUGCUGAGGCAGAGCGACUCUGAAAACACUUCACCGAGUUGCUACUCCUUCGCCGAGGAGCUCAACAGAAUCUUAGAGAAGAGGAAACACACUCAGCUGCUGCCCAGGCCGGACGAGAGCUCUGUUUAAAAAGAUGUAGAUGCUCCCCCUGUGGUGGGAGGACUGCUGUGUUCAUACCUGGUGCUGAAGUGCCUGUCAUAUGACUCAUUAUUGUUGAGGACUAAAGCAAUGAAAGAGUCUUAUCUACAUGAUUUACUUUGGAUUUUAUUUACAAGUCCAUCCUGAAACAUUCCUGCUCUUUGAACCUUUGAUUAAUUCCCAAAUUUCCCAAACAAAUAACAAGUGAGAAUGAGAAAUGGCAGUGAAAGAGACUGUGUAAUCUACCUCACCUCAAUACUGCCCAGAAGGACGUGCGCAGUCAGUCUGUAGUCUGAUCCGAGUAUCAGGGCUGAGAUCUCGGCCGCAGAAAGAUCUCUGUUCCACAAAGCGGGACACACAGACUCCAAUGAGGAGCCGAGCCCCAUGGGAAUAUAAAUACAUGUGAAGGCUUCUGCUGUGUGGCGGCCAUAUUUGGCUCGAUUUCAACUGGAGGGCAGCUAGCCAAAGUUUGUUUGCAAUGAUAAGUGCACAGAUGGCCUAUGCAUUUUUAAAACAUGACAUUCACAUAUUAUAAAUAUUGAGGGAGGUGGACGUGAGCGAGGGAAUUUGGUGUGCAGUGUUUGCACUUUUAAUUCUGACUUAACCAAUUGCAAUAACCAAUACAAAAUAAUAUACAUUAACUCAUGACAGCACAUAACACUUUACACCAGCCAUCAUUAAGAAAUGGUGAACUAAUCAUUAUUUAAUAUUAUUGUUAACCAUAAUUUGGAGUAAUUGAAGAUUUUGUAUGAUUCAUUAAUGACGUAAUGAAUGACAAUAUUAAAAAGUGAAACUACCAUGUAUAUGUGGCGUUAAAAUAACUAAGAAAUCAAAUCAAUAAUCACAGCAAUUAACAAUUUGUUUUGUAACUACAUAAUAUAGAGGUAAACUUUUAAUUAUUAUUAAAAUAUUUGCAAAAACAAAUAAGCAUCACUGUACUUAGAGACCUAUUUUACAGUUGCAGCUGAGGCUCACAAUCAUAAGUGAUUAAAACUUGCCUUGUUAUGUGAAGCCUUAUGUUGGCCAUUAAACAGAAAUGGGUCCACAUUAUAUAAAUAACAUUCACAAGAUACUGAAGAAUAAACAAUAAAAUAGUGUUGUUUAACCUUUACAUGAUGGAUGAAAUAUUAAAUAGUGGUUAUUUCACCAAGUGUUGUAGACAAUUAUAUGACAGUAUUAUUGAAUUGAAUGCACUUUAAAAUGACAAGUUUUAAAGCGCUUCGGGGAAAGUUAAAGGACGUUUUUGUGGAAUUUGACUCUGCAACCUGUCAUGGCGCAGCGGGCCAGAGGACCUUUUUGAUUGGCCGUUUCUCAGUUUGAAGAGCUGCAGCAGUGGAAGCUGCAGCUGUGUCUGCUGGACCUUGAUUGACACAAGUGGAUUAGAAGGAAAACAUUGACUGUGUCUCAGCUGAGCCUGAAUCCACCCUGCAUGAGACUAUAACACGGAAUGACAGACUGUGGGGCACAGCGUUCACCGAAAGCAUCCGAGGUCUGAUGAGCACAGGUCAGUUUGAAUUUCUCUUAAUUUAAUUCCCGGGGAUACUAUCUCCCAACCAGCGUCAGAUGGCAGGAGAUGGCACCGGCUGCAAAGACGUUCUUUUAAUGAGCAGUGAAAUGAAACUCGCCAUCAUUAGUGGACGGCAGAGCCAGAAGAGAAAGAGAGGCUGAUUAACAGCGAGAGAGUGUCUGCACCUACAGCUCUGCUUCCCCAUAACUGGAAUGAAAAUUGUUGUCUGCACUGUCUCACAGAGCAAUGUUUGUUCUUCAGACUGUGACUCUUUGUGUGCAGAGAGCGUCCUUGCCUCUGUAUGAUGCAAACUUGUUAGACCAAACUCAAUGUAUAAUGACCUUUUUCUCACACUUGCUGCAUGAAUUAUUUUUCAACACUGUUGUUUUUUUUUUCUUUAAGUCAAGGAAACAACAACAUCCUAUUUUAAUGAAAAGUGCCACGGUUGAUGUUUAAAAAAAAUGCUUUGUGAGCCUAUUUUACUGUAAAACCAGAAGAAAAAGAUUUUAAAAAAGAAGCGUAUUUAUUUUGUAAUUUUGUACAUUGUGUUUUGGAAGUUAUUGUUAAUGUUGCUGUUCAAGUGCUACUUGUGAGACACCAUCCUGACAAAUAGGAGGGUUACAAGUUGCCUGUGUUGCACAAAGUGUGAGCACGGUAGCCAAAAGCAUGCAGAGGCUGUACCAGCAACACACACUUUAAUAUUAUUAGCCUACUAAUGGGAGGAGAAUUACACCAAUUACCACUCCCAAUAACCUGUUUAUUAGGGAUCAUUCAGCUUUUCCAUCACUGUAAUUUCCACAUAUUAGUUUUGAUUUCUAUUUGCAUGUUACACCAAGCUUGUGCACACAGCAAAUCAAAUUAUUUUACUAAACUAACACAAUAACAGGGCAGCGGGUUCCUUCACAUUUC
This is a messenger RNA of Morone saxatilis (striped sea-bass), 5557 nucleotides long. RefSeq names its product semaphorin-4G-like. Bases 442 to 3132 code for a protein of 896 amino acids. The transcript is spliced from 16 exons. Gene Ontology annotation, molecular function: semaphorin receptor binding; chemorepellent activity. NCBI's taxonomy places the organism in Eukaryota, Metazoa, Chordata, Actinopteri, Moronidae. The record is from RefSeq and is a predicted model, not a curated record. Gene Ontology annotation, biological process: negative chemotaxis; neural crest cell migration; axon guidance.